Mauremys mutica (yellowpond turtle) is the source of this 3099-nucleotide messenger RNA. RefSeq names its product FAM20A golgi associated secretory pathway pseudokinase (gene FAM20A). The transcript is spliced from 11 exons. NCBI's taxonomy places the organism in Eukaryota, Metazoa, Chordata, Testudines, Geoemydidae. Gene Ontology annotation, molecular function: protein serine/threonine kinase activator activity. Gene Ontology annotation, cellular component: Golgi apparatus. Bases 245 to 1816 code for a protein of 523 amino acids. The record is from RefSeq and is a predicted model, not a curated record.
UAAUACCUCCCCCUGGAGCGGAGCCACACGCGCGCCGGGCACCGCUGCCCGGGGGGGCUCUGGCAAGGUGCGGGCUGCGCGGCCGCUCUCCCAGCGGCUCCGGGUGUGAAGCAGAGACACUCGCCGGGCGCUCACCUGCCGCCAGCCCGGACCCCUCCAGCCCUUCCCCUCGGGGAGCGCCCCGGUGCCUGCGCUGCCGCUUGCGCCCUCGCCCGGUGCCUCGCCGGGCUCCGCCGCGCGGGCCAUGCCCUGGCUCCGGCGGGGCCGGCUGCUCAUCCUGCUGCUGCUCGGGGCGCUGCUCAGCGCCGAUCUCUACUUCCACCUCUGGCCCGAAGUGCGGCGGCAGCUGGCGGGGGCCGAGCCGGGCUGCCCCUGCCGCCGGGCGCCGCGCCCCGCGCUGCCCCCUGCGCCGGCGGCCGCCUCCCCGAGCGCCCGGGCGCGCAGCGCCGGCGGCUCCAAGCUGCGGCGGCUCUUCGCCCACCCGCUCUACCGCGCCCCGGAGCCGCCGCCGCCGCCCUGGGGGCCGGAGGAGACGCUGCUCGGCCGGCAGGAGGCGGUGCGCUACUACCGCAGGAAGAUGGUCCGCUGGAACAGGAGACAUAAGCUUUCCAGAGAGGAGCUCAACCUAACUUCUCCGGACUCACUGCUGCAGCUUGGGCGGGAAGCAAGCUGGCUCCAAUUCCACCUGGGCAUCAGUCGCCAUGGGCUGUAUUCCAGAUCCAGCCCUGCCAUUGACAAACUCCUCCAUGACAUGCAAGAUUUUAACACUGUCAGUGCCGAUUACAGUCAGGACGAGAAAGCUUUAUUAGGAGCCUGUGACUGCACCCAGAUUGUGAAGCCCAGCGGUGUACAUCUGAAACUGGUCCUGAGGUUCCAGGACUUCGGGAAAGCCAUGUUCAAACCCAUGAGACAGGAACGAGAGGAAGAGACUCCAGAAGAUUGUUUCUACUUCGUUGACUUUCAGAGGCACAAUGCGGAAAUAGCCGCCUUUCACCUCGACAGGAUCCUGGAUUUCCGACGGGUCCCACCCACGAUCGGAAGGUUGAUCAACGUCACCAAGGACAUCCUGGAGGUCACCAAGAAUGAAAUCCUACAGAGCGUCUUCUUCGUUUCACCCGCCAGCAACGUGUGUUUCUUUGCAAAGUGCCCAUACAUGUGCAAGACGGAGUACGCCGUGUGUGGGAACCCUCACCUGCUGGAGGGAUCCCUCUCCGCUUUCCUGCCGUCCCUCAAUCUGGCCCCGAGACUCUCCAUCCCAAACCCCUGGAUCCGGUCCUACUCGUUUGCUGGAAAAGAGGAGUGGGAAGUGAAUCCACUUUACUGCAACACGGUGAGGGAGAUUUACCCCUACAACAGCGGCAACCGGCUGCUCAAUAUCAUCGACAUGGCCAUAUUUGACUUCCUGAUAGGGAACAUGGACCGUCAUCACUAUGAAAUGUUCACUAAGUUCGGGGAUGAAGGCUUCCUCAUUCACCUGGACAAUGCCAGAGGCUUUGGAAGACAUUCCCAUGAUGAAACCUCCAUCCUGGCGCCGCUCUCCCAGUGCUGCAUAAUAAAGAGGACAACGUUAUUACAUCUGCAGCUCCUGGCCCUGCCUGAGUACCGGCUCAGUGAUGUCAUGAGGGAAUCCCUCCUGCUGGAUCACCUGUCACCUGUCCUCACUGAACCUCACCUCUUGGCUUUGGACAGACGGUUGUGGCUCAUCCUGAAGACCGUGGGGAAAUGCAUAGAUGCACAUGGAGAAGACAAGGUUGUGGCCAACGACACCAGGCAGCUGGAAGUGCCCUUUUUUGACAGAGUGACACCAACCAGCUAGAGCCUUCAAUUCUUUUGGGGGCAGGGAAGAGCCCCUGGCAGCCAGCAGGUGAACUUUAAUUGCUGAUAAUUUUCACCUACACAAGCCUGUUGGAUUGAGAGGGGAAGCUCUUUGGAAGGGCUCAGAUUCUUACUGGGCUUUUAUGGUGAUUGCCCCACGAAAGCUUCAGUGCAUGGGGUAAACUUUUGCCAAGUACAUUUGCACGCCAGGGCCUGACCACUACACUCAUUCCAUGAGCUGCUGUCCUUCAGUGGAGCAGCACCGACGCAGCUGCUCUGUAACUGCAAGGCACGCCCCUGCUAAGAGCCUGGGCAUUAGCUUGCUGUACCUGCACAGGAGCCGCGUCCUGUCCUUGAGCUGCCCCAAAGCAGGAUCCAAAGAAUGAAGCUUGACUAAAGCAAUGCUGAAAGGAAAACGUGCUUAGCAGGGCCAGGUUCUGAGCGAGAGUUCAUGCCUUUGAGUCAAAGUGGCCAUCACUUCAGGCUAGGGCGGAAUCUGUCACUUUAAAGUCAGGAAAGCACAUGGGGCCAGCUCAGCACCACCUGUCUACUACUCAUGCAAUCAGAAGCACCUCCAUCAGCCUUGGGUAAAAUGACAAGCAGCUCCAGGUGAGUUGUGUGUCACAAGGCCCACCUCACAGAGCCAAAUUAUUUGAGUUUUGCAGCUGGUGUUAUGGGGGUGGGGAGGAAGAGAAAUUAUGCCGUGGGUUGUAAGGGACAGGCAAUUUCGCAUUCAUAUUAUUUAGGCCCCAGCAGUGCAGUUCUGCAAACAAUAAAGAGCUUGACAAAGAUGCAGCACUGUUAAAUCCACUCAGCCAAGAGCUGGGCUGCUAAGCAAGGGGCUCUCUCUCAGGUUAACGCAGGCACAGAAUAACAGUGUUAAAAACCAAUGUUUAUUUAAGCAGUUGUAAAGCAGUCCAUCAGAACACAGUGGAAGCUAGCAACAGAUUGAUUCUCUCUAGCACCUCUGCAGAUUUCAAAAAGUAUCGUAGGAACUGGAAACCAAAACAAAACAAAACAUGCCAGCUCCUCAAAAGGCCUUAGAUAAGCUGUCCUCUUCCCCUUGCCUCCCUAGGAUGAGGCUUAAAAAUAGUUUGCUAAUUGAACCUUUACCAACCAGUUCCAUUUUUUAAGUGUUCAGAAUGAUGGAGCUGAGCUUUUUUAGUAGCCCAAUGAAAGCAGUUGAGAACUUGACAGUUAUUUUCCAAUGAUUUGUGCCAAAUUAUCAACACCACUGUAUUUUGUGGUGUGCUUGAUAGAACGUUUGACACCUGUCAGCUGAGA